AAUACCACUGUGAUAAGCGGUAGAAAGCUAGGAGGACCUGUAUAAUUGACCUCUUUAUUGUUAACAUUUUCAAGCCAAGAAUUGUAUUUGGUGUUUGACGCGUGACAAAUGUAAUAAAACAAGGACAUUAGCAGACAUUAGUCCGCUGCAUGUGCUCUUCAGACGGAAUGUGCCGGCAGUUUCAUCCUGAGCAGUGAAGCCCAUGACAACAAGUCGUUCCACAGGAAUGAGGCAAGAGCAGGAAUUCCCAAUGUUGUUCAUUGUGACUGCUGUAUAGAGAAGGGGCAGAGGCAUGGCCUUGCAGGUCUCUCCCUUUAGUAACUGCUUUGUUGCCGGUGUCCAUGCUGUGGGAUGGGCAUUCAUCGUGCCUUGUUUCUGGUUUCUUGAUCGCCUCCUUGCUGUGUGCAAGACCACCACCCUUGAGAAAACGCAGAGCCUGGAGCAGGAAUGUUAUCUCCACCCCCUCAAGGUCUUUUUUGGAUCUAUCACCUUCUUUAUUCUUUUUCUCAUAACAGCCCCCUUGGCCUUCCUGGGCCUUCUGUUAUGGGCUCCUCUGCAGGCCUGCCGCAGACCCUUUUACUACCACAAAGAGGCACCAUCCUCACCAGAGCAGGAAAUGCAUAAGGGCUUCGAGCUGGAAGGAAAGGCAUCAUUUGGCUUUGCCACAGCCAAUCUGUGUCUUUUGCCCGACAGCCUGGCUCGCUUUAACAACCUCGGGCACACUCAGCAUAGGGCAACUGCCAUUGCUCAGCGCAUUGUGGAGGGCGUGCGUCGACCUCAUAUCCGCAUCUUUGUUGAUUCCCCAAGCAGCUGUGGUACACGCAGCCCCUCGAGCACCACACUCCCUAUAACUAACUCCCAUACAUAUGGGGCUACAGAUAGACAGGCCCCAGCCCCCAUAAAUCCACAUUCAGAGGAAGGACAUACUUCUGUCUCAAAGUCUAAUAAUCAUGUUGUCUGUGUGCCCUGUGAUGAUACGGAAAAACCCUUAACUGAGUCUUCACUCCUCAAUUCCAACCAGAAUUCUAACCAACAGGGUCAAACAGGUCAUCGUAGCGCCCCCCGAGCUUUGCUCUCACAGGGUCUGCUCCAGCAGGACGAUGUUCCCUGGGAGGUGUCGUCAAUGUUUCCAGCCAAUGUGGAUAUACUGUGCCUGGAGGAAGUGUUUGAUAAGAGGGCAGCACAGAAACUCACCGAAGUACUAAGACCCAUGUUUGGACACAUACUGUAUGACAUUGGUGUGUAUGCCUGCCAGCCACCAUGCAGAUGUACUGCUUUUAAGUUCUUCAACAGCGGUCUGUUCCUGGCCAGCCGAUUUCCUGUGCUCGAUGCUCAGUACCACUGGUUUCCAAACAGUCGUGGGGAAGACGCACUGGCUGCCAAAGGCCUUCUUUCUGCAAAGGUGCUAAUUGGUCAGAAUAAGAAACGGAAGCAAGUGGUUGGAUAUUUUAACUGCACGCACCUUCAUGCACCUGAAGGUGAGGGGGAAGUUCGCUGUGAGCAGCUGAACAUGGUUACCAAGUGGAUUGGUGAUUUUCAAGCUGCCAGUAGAGAGCCUGACGAGGAGGUGGUUUUUGAUGUGCUUUGCGGUGAUUUUAACUUUGACAACUGCUCACCUGAUGACACCUUGGAACAGAAUCAUUGUCUCUUUGAGGAGUACAGAGAUCCUUGCAGGGCAGGGCCAGGAAAAGAGAAGCCCUGGGUCAUUGGUACUCUACUGGAGCAGCCUACAUUAUAUGAAGAUGACGUAAAUACUCCAGAGAAUCUGCAAAGAACGUUAGAAAGUGAAGAGCUGAGAAAGCAGUACAUCUCCCCACCUGUUCCUACAGAGGGCUCUCCAUUGGUUUACCCUGAGACUGGCCAGCCUUGGGUCGGACGUCGGAUCGACUAUAUGCUGUACCGUGAAAGCUCCAUUUCAGAACACUGCCGAACAGAAAUUGAGGAAGUGACCUUUAUAACCCAGCUGGCUGGCCUCACAGACCACAUCCCUGUGGGCUUGAGACUGAAUGUAAUAAUGGACCCUGACUGUGAUGAUUAAUGAGGACUGAUGUGAACAAAGCUUCACAUUCAAACAAAGGGAACAAUAUGUACACAAUGUACUUUGCUCUGUUCAGUUCAAUUGUUUACACACUAGUAAAUGUACUGACAAUAUACUGACCAAUAACAUUAUGCCUUAGGUGAAAUCUAUAUGGGUUUGAUUGGAAUUUUAUAAUGUAUCCAAUUUUAUGCAUUAGUUUUUCUUAAGCCAGAGGUAUUGCUUUUGUAAAACAACACAAUUUGUACAUCAAUUUAUUGUCCUAUAUAAAUAAAGAAUUAAUUUUA
Solea solea (common sole) is the source of this 2322-nucleotide messenger RNA. RefSeq names its product sphingomyelin phosphodiesterase 5 (gene smpd5). The transcript is spliced from 8 exons. Gene Ontology annotation, biological process: sphingomyelin metabolic process. The record is from RefSeq and is a predicted model, not a curated record. Gene Ontology annotation, cellular component: extracellular region; cytoplasm. The coding region runs from base 293 to 2038 and encodes 581 amino acids. Gene Ontology annotation, molecular function: sphingomyelin phosphodiesterase activity. Lineage: Eukaryota; Metazoa; Chordata; Actinopteri; Pleuronectiformes; Soleidae.